UAUUAAUUUUUUUUUUUUUUUUAUCAAUAUUUGAUUUAUUAAUUUAACAAUAUUAUGUCUGUUCUAACCCUUUGUUUUGGUACUUGUGGAAUACGUUUUACCCAUAAUCUUUAUUCCACUAUUUUUAAUGACAAUAAUGCUUCUGAUCCUAUUGUUACUCAACAUGUUAAUCAAGAGUACAAACAUUCAAGUGAGUCUUAUUUCUUUGAAUUAAAAUCUAAUGGUUAUUUGGAACCCAGGUCAAUUUUAAUAGAUAUAGGAGAUCCUAAUAUUGGUGAUACCUUGAAAAAAUUAAAAAAUAGUAGUUGGGGAUUUGGACAAAAUUCAUUAGGAUUUAAUUUUGUUGAAGGAUCAACAAAUAACUGGUCAUAUUGUUACUAUGUCAAAGGUCCUGAAAUGUUUGAUGAUGUUUCUAGUCGGUUGAGAUUUGAAAUAAAUAAAAUAGAUAAAAUUGAAUAUUUUUUAAUAAUAUUAUCACCUUCUGGUGGUUGUGCUGGAUCAGCAUGUUAUAUACUUGAAAAAUUAAAACAAGAUUUUCCUAAAAUUUCUUUUAUUGUAGUUUUUGUCAUGCCAUAUCAAUCUAAAGAUGCUAUCCAAAAUUACAAUACUUCUUUUACUAUUAGCAAAUUGUACAAUUUAUCUGAUUGUAUUUUUUUAUUUGAAAAUUCUGUUUUACAAGAAGUAUGUCAAGCUGGACAUUCAGAGGUCAAAGUUUCAUUUGAUGAUUUAAAUCAAAUAGGCUGUAAACAAUUAAUAUCUAUUUUUCAACCUGUAGAACAUCAUACAUUCCCUUAUUUUCUAUCACUUGUAAAUGAUCAAAAAUAUAAAAUUUUAAAAUUAAUAUCGUCCCCAAAUUAUAGAAAAGAAUAUUCUUCUUAUGAAUCAACUCCUAGAUGGGAAGCAAUUGUGAAUCAAACUAUACGCUUGUUAAAUGCAUCACAUUGUGUAUCGUUUGGAAACUUUGUUAUAUAUCGAGGUGAUACUUCCAGUUAUGUUGAUAAAUUAAAUUUUUCUGAGAAGUUAAAUACUUUAUCUUUUUCUAAACAUAUUUUAGAAGAACACAAAUUUUCACAAAUGUUUCAACAAAGACAUUUUUUGGGUUCCAAAUAUUUAAGUGUAUUGUCAAAUAACUCAACCAAUGUUUCUGCUUUAAACUCUGUAAUAAAAUUAGCUAAACGGGCUUUUUCUCAUAAAGCAUUUGUGCAUCAUUAUAAUCAAUAUAAUACAAAUAUCAAUGAUUUUAAAAACGUUUUUUCUAAUGUAAACCAAAUUAUUAAAGACUAUUAUGAAUUAGAAUGAUAUUACAUUUUCAUACUAAAUAGAUUUGUUUUAAUUUUAUUAACUAUUAGAUCUCAACAUAUUAGUAAUAUGUAAUAAUAUUUUCUAGUCAGCUGUCACAAAUUAGUUUUAAGGUGUUCCUAUUUAUUUUUCACUUUAUUCCUAUUUUAACCAAAUUUUUAAUUAUUGAUACCUAUUUAUAUAAUAUAAUUAUAAACAAUAUAUAUAUUUUUUUUUUUAGUGUGCUACCGAAAUUGUACAUAAUUAAGUGUCAUUUUAACAAAUAAUAAAUCAUCUUUUAGUUUUAAUAAAACACACUUAUGUGUUCAUUAUUCAUAUUAUUAUUUUUUUUAUUUUCAUCCCAUAUUUAGUUGAAUAGUUAAAUUUUUGUUUAUAAUAUCAUAUAAAUAUUUAUAUUAUCAUUUGAUAUUGUAUAAAAUUUUGUUAAUAAGCUUUUAAUAAAGUUAAUGGCUGGCAUGUCAUAUGCUUUAUUAUCAGGUUUACUAAUAUUCAUUAGUAUUUAAUGAACCCAUAAAUAUUUAGCUUAAUCAUGAAAACCAUCGAUUAUUUAUUGGUUCAUUUAAUUUUUAUACAGUUUUAAAUUUAUUAAAACUGCUGUGGAACCCUGUUAUAAAUUAACACUUAUUUAGUUACUGUAAACAUAAUAUCGCAUGGUAUAUAUUUUGGGUUUUUUUUUUAAGUAGCUAAUAAAUCUUGUGUAAAUACAAUAUAAAAUUUAAAUUUAAUAUACUCUGUAUACGCCUAUUCAACUACUGUUAAUAAUAUUAAUUUACUAUAGAUUCCAGCCUAGUAUUUAACGUUUAUUGUUUUAUAAACAGUUAUCAUUAUUAGUGUUUUUGUCUUCACAAGUGUUUGGUUAUUUCAAGAUUUUAUAAAUUAUUUAUUUUGUUUCUCAACAUCAACAGAAAAUCAUCACAAUUUUCUUAUGAGUGAUUCAUGUCUAUUCAGUUGGACACCGAUCAAGUUGAAUAGGUGUACAUGAGGUUUUUAUAUAAAUCAAAGGUAACAUUUUUAAAUAAUGUACACAAGGCCUUUUUUUGUCAAUCACUAUUUAAUAACUAUUAAUUAUUAAAUUUUUGUUCUUUAUUUAAUAAUUGAAUU
Molecule: messenger RNA, 2400 nt
Organism: Aphis gossypii (cotton aphid)
Lineage: Eukaryota; Metazoa; Arthropoda; Insecta; Hemiptera; Aphididae
Product: tubulin delta chain-like
Exons: 1
Coding region: 55-1299 (414 amino acids)
Biological process (GO): mitotic cell cycle; microtubule cytoskeleton organization
Cellular component (GO): microtubule; cytoplasm
Molecular function (GO): structural constituent of cytoskeleton; GTP binding
Source: RefSeq, a predicted model, not a curated record